UGCAGCUAUUUGUAGGACGCGCCGGGCGGCAGCCAGUGGCUGAGGUAAGCGAGAGGAGUCAGGCAGGCUGAGAGACACCCAUUGUGUGGCUGCGGUCGCUCCGGACGUGCUGAGCUGGAUGAAUUGUUGAUUUUCCUGCAGCAGCAGUCGCAGCUCUAAAGCCCUAGAUCCACAAAAUACACAUUACUGUAAAACAAAAAGAAAAAUGACGGACACAAAGAGGCAGUCAGUCCAGAACAGGCAGCGGAGCACCGGAGCAGACAUGGCCGAAGCGAUGCUGCUGACAGACGACGCUUUUGCUGAAUCUUACUCGGAGAAGGAAGGCCCCGCCACAAAGCUCGUGUGGAGGAACGUCAUUCUGAUGGUUUUGCUGCACCUCGGAGCGGUUUACGGCCUCUUCAUCGUCACAUCUGCCUCUAAAUUAACCCUGCUCUGGAGUGCUGUGUGUUUCAUGGUAAGUGCUCUGGGGGUGACAGCAGGGGCUCAUCGCCUUUGGAGCCACAGGUCUUACAAAGCUAAACUGCCACUGAGAAUCUUCCUGGCCGUUGCAAACUCCAUGGCUUUUCAGAAUGAUAUCUUUGAGUGGGCUAGAGACCACCGCGCCCACCAUAAGUUUUCAGAGACCAAUGCAGACCCACACAAUGCCACCCGAGGGUUCUUCUUUGCCCACAUUGGCUGGCUGCUGGUUCGUAAGCACCCAGAUGUCAUUGAGAAAGGAGCCAAGCUUGACCUCAGUGACCUCAAGGCAGAUGGAGUGGUGAUGUUCCAAAGAAGGCACUAUAAGCUCUCCAUACUGGUGAUGUGCUUCCUUUUCCCCACGCUGGUGCCUUGGUAUCUGUGGGGGGAGGACUUUUGGGUGGCUUACUUCGUCCCAGGGCUCCUGAGAUACACUGUGGUCCUUAACGCCACCUGGCUGGUCAAUAGUGCGGCACACAUGUGGGGUAUGAGGCCUUACGACAGCAGUAUUAACCCAAGAGAGAACAGAUUUGUGGCCUUCAGUGCUGUGGGGGAGGGCUUCCACAACUAUCACCACACCUUCCCCUAUGACUACGCUGCCAGCGAGUUCGGCAGCCGGCUGAACAUCACAAAGGGCUUUAUUGAUCUCAUGUGCUUCUUUGGCCUGGCCAAGGACUGCAAGAAAGUUUCUCCUGACACGGUCAUGGCCCGGGUACAGCGCACUGGGGAUGGUAGUCACAAAAGUGGUUAGGUCUCUAUUACGUUUCAGAAGCAAAACACAUGUGAUGACAAGCCAGAUACAAUAUUUCCAAACAUUUGCAGUGAGCGUGCAGUGAAGAUCCUAGUAAUGCCUCCACUCUUACAACAAACUAAGAAUUCUUGUCUGGGGUAUGUAGACUAAUACUGGCUUUAGGACCACUGUCCAUUUAGUUCAUUUAGAUGCAGAGUUUGUUUGGGAAACAUGACUGGCUCUUAUUCUGCCUCAGAGGCGGGAGCUGUUGCAGUACUGUUUAAACAGGCACACGUCUGUUCUGUUUAAACAGUAAAAUGCAGCUUUAAUGUAAGAGAAUCACGCCACCAAACUAUGCAGGCUGUCCAAUUCCAGCUCAUAUAACAUCAUAUACAGUAUAUGUGUGCUAUUAAUCUCUUACAUAUUAGCACAUUUAGUUACAUUUUCAUCGUCAGAAUUUGCUGUAAAACUAAAUUUUGGAAAUCAUUCAUGCUUCAAAAGCAACAUUUGCGUUAUUGUGUACAGGAUGGGUUUUUUUUACCCACUGAACCUCAACUAAAUUGAAUUGGUAAAGUGAAACAGAUCAACUAAACUGCCCGUCAGAACUGCUGAUACCCCAGUAAGUAUAAACAAUGCUGGAUGAAAUUUACUAUAUUGUCGAUUCAUUGCUCAAAGAAAGAAAGCACUUAUUUUUUUUUUAAAGAAAAAAAAAAAAAUUAACAUGCCAUAUUUAUAAGUGCCCCUGAAUUUUGUACUUUGUGCACAUUCAAAUGUAAUAUUUGAUGAGGUUUUUCUGUCAUACACAAUUCUCAGGAUUGUCCUUGCCCCCUGGUUUCACAGUGAGUCAAAGUCAUCUGAAUAAGUUUGCACAUUGUAUAAAAAAAUAAAGGAAAAAAAAAAGGUUGAUGUGAGGAUCACGAUCCAACUGGAAGGUUUAGCUCUGCACCAUCAUCUUAACCAGUGGAUUUCAAACCAGCCCUAAAAGCCCCCCAGAUAGUUUAUAUUUUUUGUUCAGUACCAGCUCCCAACACAUCAGGAUAGAGCAACAUUUUAAACAUUCUUCUAAUCUGGAUCUGGAAUUUGGCUUUGAUGUCUGAUUUGAGAAUUUACUGAUACAUCAUGAUACUUCAAAGCAAGUUACCAACACAGUUACCUUUUUGCAUGGCUUUAUCUCUUUGUCUCUUUAGUGCACACCCAUGGUUACCUCCCACAGACAAAAAAUACAAAUUUUAUCUCACUGAACUAUCAAGCACUGUCCGCUGUUCAUUAAAGCCAUUCUUUUAACAAGCGUUACAGAUUGGCAAGCUUUGAAUCACUCUAGAAGUUACUUAAGAUUUUCUCAAUGUGUUUAUUUAUUUAAGCCAAAAUUAAAUGUGAUUUGCACUUUAAAGUACUAUAGAUGGUUUUAGUGCCUAUAAUCCUGAAAACUUCAUUUAAAUUCAUAUAAACUGGAAUGUAGUGAUCUUAUUUAACCUGUUUAAAUGAAAGAGGCUGUAUAUCCAAAACCUUCCAGGAGAUAAUCGUGUUAAAAUUAGGGUUGACCAAAUAUUUGAUAAAUAACUUUAGCUUGUUAAAAUAUCUUUAGAUAUUUUAGAAGAUUUGUACUUGAAUUUCAUUUACGAGACACUCUUGAGUUUUUUUUUCAUUUACCCCUAAUUUAAAGUUUUAGUGGCUGUAAGAAUUUUCCUUUGUAUUUUGCCAAUCAGACAAGUUCUUGUGCAUUUGAACUUUGUUCAUAUGACUAGAACAUCCAACCAAAUUCAUAUCAGUGUAAAAAUAUAUUUUGCUUGGCUAUGAUUUGUCUGUGUGAGGGCUAGUACCAUCAAUUAGCCAUUGCAUCACUGCAUCACACACCACCACAACAUAAACUACUGAAUAAAAGAAACUUUUAAUUUUUGGUUAAAAUGUUUACUUUUUUGUGUUAAUUGAGUAUACUUAAAAUGUUGUUACUGUUUUGCUCUCUCUCUCUUAGGUUUGUUUCUCCAUAUGUCUAUUUUUAAUUGAGCAAGUACUCAUAUUAGAGUAAAAUAUUUUUCCACCCCUGCUACAAAAAAAUGGUGUGCAUGUAAAUGUUAAAUAAUGUGUUUAGUUUGCUAUGGACCAAAGUGUAAGUGAUUUUUUUGUGUUUCCACCUAAAAACUUUGCUUUAUCCUAUCAUAUAUCAUGUUGAUCCUUACAGCUGGACUUUCAGUUGUGAUCUGGUUAAGAAUGACUAAAAUGAAGCUCCCUGGUCUAUAGAAAACACUGAAAACAAUUGAAGAGCAGGUUACUGGCCUGUUACUCGUUCUGGUCUGUUUCUCAUUGUACACAUGCUGUGUAUAAAUACUGUAUGCUUUCUUGCAUUAACUACUGAUAUUUUACACCUAAAACAUAUUUACAUUUGUACUGUUUCUCAGUAUUUUAACUUUAUUUCAGUAAACUUGACCUGUGGUGAGAGCUUUAAAACAGGCACCAUUUCAAAGGCUUUCACAUAAAUGAAGCAAGUUGUCUAUAGUAGAAAAAGGUUUGUUAGUUGUGCAGUGAGUUUAUGAAUCCUUAAUAAUAAUUGAAAUAAAUUAAACGUGUACAAUUUUCUUAAUCAAAUAAAAUUUGUUGAAAAAUGA
Messenger RNA from Astyanax mexicanus (Mexican tetra), 3789 nucleotides. RefSeq names its product stearoyl-CoA desaturase b (gene scdb). The transcript has 6 exons. The record is from RefSeq and is a predicted model, not a curated record. Gene Ontology annotation, biological process: unsaturated fatty acid biosynthetic process; response to fatty acid. Lineage: Eukaryota; Metazoa; Chordata; Actinopteri; Characiformes; Acestrorhamphidae. Gene Ontology annotation, molecular function: iron ion binding; palmitoyl-CoA 9-desaturase activity; stearoyl-CoA 9-desaturase activity. Gene Ontology annotation, cellular component: endoplasmic reticulum membrane. The coding region runs from base 206 to 1207 and encodes 333 amino acids.